Molecule: messenger RNA, 1665 nt
Organism: Enterospora canceri
Lineage: Eukaryota; Fungi; Microsporidia; Enterocytozoonidae
Source: the annotation of a GenBank genome assembly
AUGUUGGAUAAGCGACUCAUUUUGGAUCAGUUGAAAUGCAAUGGAAUUCUGGAAGGUCUCAGAAUCAGCAGACUUGGGUAUCCAUCGAGACUCACAUUUACAGAAGUGUGUAACAGGUACAACUACAUCGUAGAUGAGACUGAAAAGGUGCCAAAGGAGGAGAUGUGUCACAGGAUACUCGCUCAAUUCGUGAAGAAGGGGUUUCUGGACCAAAAUGACUACAAAACGGGUAAAAGCAGAAUAUUCUUCAAACAGGGCAUUUUGGGUGAUUUGGAAGAAAAGAGACUUCUCUAUUUGACGAGACUGGCCGAGGCAGCCCAGGGCGUAUUCAGGUAUCGGAUUGAACUGCGCAAGAAGAACUACGAAAUGAUCUACAACGACAGCAUCCAGGUGAUAUGCAAGAAUGUGAGUGGAUACGUGGCAUUGAACAGGACACUUUGGUGGAAAUUGUACAAGAAGGUGAAGCCACUGAUUGAAAUGGGAAAUCAGCAGCUCAAGGUGGAUGAAUUCAACAAGAAAAUAGGCAUUUUGAAGGAGCAGAUUGAGAAGUUGACUGAUGAAAAGAAGUAUAAAGAUAGCAAUAUUGAGACACUUAAAAACAGAAUAGUGGAAUUGAGUAACGAGGUAGAAAGCACUCAAACUGAAUACGCCUACAAACUGAACACGGCUGAGGAGUUGAAUCAGGGUCUAAGGAAAUUAGUCACUGAAAAUGUGGAGAAAUUCAAGAGUGUUCAAAAUGACCUAAUCAAUGCAGAAAGUGAGAAAGGUGCCAUGUCAACCAACAUCACCAAUUUGAAUGAGGAGAUUGUGAAGCAGAAGAAGGAGAUGGGCAUGCAGCAGAGCAAAAUGGAUCAGUUGGAGAAGAGCAUCAAAAUCAAUGAGCAGAAUUUGGCAACAAAACAGGCUGAAAACAGCGACCNAAGCACUCAAACUGAAUACGCCUACAAACUGAACACGGCUGAGGAGUUGAAUCAGGGUCUAAGGAAAUUAGUCACUGAAAAUGUGGAGAAAUUCAAGAGUGUUCAAAAUGACCUAAUCAAUGCAGAAAGUGAGAAAGGUGCCAUGUCAACCAACAUCACCAAUUUGAAUGAGGAGAUUGUGAAGCAGAAGAAGGAGAUGGGCAUGCAGCAGAGCAAAAUGGAUCAGUUGGAGAAGAGCAUCAAAAUCAAUGAGCAGAAUUUGGCAACAAAACAGGCUGAAAACAGCGACCUGAAAAAGCAGCUUGAAAGUGAGCGACUGAUUCAGGCCCAGUCUGGCGAGAGCUCCAAAAAGGAAUUCAACAGGAUGAUCACAGCAAAGGAAACAGAAAUAUCAGAAAUGAAAAACAGUCUCAAAUUGGCAGAGGAGAACAAUCAGGCCAUGGCAAAAGAGGUGGAUUCAUUGAAAAAUAGCACUGUUUCAAUUGAGGAGGAAAAUGAGAAGGUGAAAUCAGAAAUCCAAGACAAAAUUGACCAAAUUGCCCAAAUGACAAACAGCCUGGAAAAGAGCACCAAAGAGAACAAGGAGCUGAGAAACCAAUUUGCCCUUGAAACUGAACAGUCGUCAAAAAUAGUUACCAGACUGAGAAUCGAACUCAGGGAGAGUGGGAAGCUGGUAGAGGAGUUGCAGUCCCAGGGUAACAAGGCCAAGAACACCGAAUACGAGUUGUUGAGUCGACUUGAGGAG